AUGGUGCUUUAUGCUUUCAUGUUUUUGUGCCUUGUAAAAGGUGUUGCUGGUUCGUAUUGUUCUGACACGUCGUCAAAUUUUCCAGUGGCCACCAUGUGUAGCGCAUCCAGUGCCCAGGGUGCAUAUAUUGUGAUUGAUGUAACAGGCGCUAACAGCAGGACGACAGAGGAAAUCCGGUCCUGUACGUGCUACCUAACCCCUCUGACAACCAACGACAAUGCUAGAUUGUAUGUAUUUACACGGAGCUCUAUACAGCCAGGGUUUGGUACGUGCGGAAGUAGAGUGGACGUAAUAAUAGACAGUACUAAAGAUUCUGGAGUGCUCCGAAACACGUGUUCUCUAGGAGGGAAUAUCCAGCUAAGAAACAAUAGUCUGAGUAAUAUAACCUUCGUCAAAGAAUUUCCUCCAAAUUCCGAUAAUUACUGCAUGGCAUUACGAUCAGAUGAUUCCGGAGCACAACUGCACGUUCAGUGUUUUAUUCCGGGAGAAGAGAGUCCUUUUCCAACAUUACCACCAACUACUAUAAAGCCCAUGACCCCUUUUCCAACACAGUCAACAACAGAAUCGUCCUUAACAUCAACAACACAAGCCCCCACAACGAAACAUACAACAGAGUUUCAAACAACAUCCACAAUAUCUACAAGAACGUCUUCGCCAACAUUAACAACACUAACGUCCAUUUCAUCAACUUCAAAGAGUAUGUCACCAACAAAUACUUCAUCUUCAUCAACAACCGUGCCCUCAACUCCUUCAACAGAAAGCUCAACUACUUUUAUUUCAAACUCCAGUACAUCUACAGCUAAUUCACAGUCAUCAACGACACCAUUAACACAAGCAACAUCCACAAAAGCAAUCUCAUUGUCGACGACCACUCCGUCAACUAACACCACAUAUCCAUCUUACAAUUCUACAUCAUCUACUACUUUUUAUUCAACUACUACAGACACACAUAUAAUCCCAACAGGUGAAACCACAACAGCAACAACAAAGUCUGAGACAUUUUCAUCAACAUCAAAAUCUCCAUUAGAAACAACAAUAAAUUCUGAAACAACAAAGCCAUCAACAACAAAAUCAUCAUCAACAUCUCCUAUUGAUCAAACUAAUUCAACUUUACCUUCAAACAGUUCUUCGUUAUCUUCUACAAUGUCACCUUUAACAACUACUUCACAAACCACCUCUUCUCACUCUCCCGUUGUAACAACUGAUAUGGUUGAAACAUCCACAUCUAUAACACAGUCAUCUCCUCAGAGCAUAUCUAAUUCCAAAACUGAAGAUCAUACCGUAACAACAGAAGCCAAAACUUCAUCGACAACAACUUUUGUUUCAACUACUAUUACUCUCAGAGAAACUACAAGUCCUCAGCAUUCUGAAACAACUCCUCACUUCACAGAAUCAACAACACACGCAUCAACACAAGCACCAAUAUCGUCUACAAAGAUCUACACUGUACAAUCUACAGCACAAUCAAUAACGACACCAGAAUCCAAACCCGUAGACACAACUCAAUCAUCGACAACGACAACAACCCAAACUAGCACCAGCUCGUCAACUCCAACCUUUACAACUGAAUCCACAUCAUUUAUACAAAGUUCAACAACUUCAACCACUGAAUCUGCAACAGAAAUUCAGCAAAGUUCAUCGCCGUCAGUUACAUCCCAGACUUCAUCAACAACAACACCAACAGAUAAGCCAACAGAGACAACAAGUCAAUCAUCAACAGCAACUUCUACCAUUAAAAGUACAACACAACUUCAAGCAAGUUCAUCACCAUCAGUUACAUCCGAAACAUCAUCAAAAACACCAACAGAAAAACCAACACAGACAAGAAGCGAGCCAUCAACAACGGUCGAAAUGAGCCAAACUCCUACAUCAACAGCUUCAACAACAGUUGAAAAUAAAUCCACCGCUACAUCAGUCAGUCCAGAUACGACAGCAUCCCAAAAUACAACACAAAGUCCCGAACAGGGUAAACCUAGUGAAAAGACAAAUGACGUGCCGUUAUCAGUUAUAAUCCCCGUGGCUGUGGGUGGUUUUGUACUACUUACCGUCAUUGUAGCAAUCGCUGUGUGUUUCAGGCGAGGCAGCAGGGGCGGUGAAACACUUAUUGGAAGAGCUGAGAGGCAAAUAAAUGAUAAGUCGACUUAUGACAAUCCCACUUACGAGGACUUCUGGUAUUCUAACAACGUCAGCGAGAAAGACGUUGAUACCGACUCCAUGAUGCAGGAAAAAGACAGAACCGACAGCAUGGAAGAUUUAAAUCCGGAAGAGGAAUCCGAACAAGUUAAAAUUGAUGGAGAUACAUGGACGCAUUUAUGACGUAAUAGAUAGCUUAAGUCCCUGUGCCAAAUAGCCAUAAUUUAUUUGCAAUAUUUACAAUUUGCCUCUCCUUUAAACAUUUUAUAUAUGA
Saccostrea echinata is the source of this 2407-nucleotide messenger RNA. RefSeq names its product mucin-2-like. The transcript has 6 exons. The record is from RefSeq and is a predicted model, not a curated record. NCBI's taxonomy places the organism in Eukaryota, Metazoa, Mollusca, Bivalvia, Ostreida, Ostreidae. The coding region runs from base 1 to 2316 and encodes 771 amino acids.